AUGCGGUGGAUUUUAUGGCUGAUGAAUCUGCUUGCUCUCUCACGAAGUGAAUCAUUUUGCUGGGAUGCUUUGUCAAGUUGUCAACAUGACUUUCCAUGCGCUAUAAAGCUUAGUGGACUUUUCACACCACAAUGUAAAAAGGCGUUAGGUUUCAGGUAUGAUCCCAGAUAUGGGCCAUUUCCCGAGAUCACUGGUUCGAUGGAGCCCAAAUGUCCGUCGAAGUGUGUACAGACCAUCAAAAAUCUUACUUCUUCACCGAAAGGGAAGGCCGUGGAAUCGUGCCUUUGUAAACCCGGAGACGGGGUUUGCUUGACUAUAAUAGCACGCCUGAAACGGUGCGUUAACGGUAGCGACAAAAACGACACGAUUUUCAGUUGCACUGCAGCAAGAAAACGAUGCAACAAGGACAAAAACUGCAAGAAGAAUCAAUAUAACUUUCUUAGGCGGUGUAGCGACUUGAUUUCUGGCGUCGAAUGUAGUCAAGAUUGUAAAGAAAGCCAAAAAGAAUUACUGGGGUCGAAGCUAGGGAGUGCGCUUCUUGAAUGCGACUGUGAUGGUCGCGAGGAACGCUACUGUCGAAGUAUUCGCUCAAAUUAUGAAAACCUCUGUAAACCGAAGACCAGAAAGACUCGUGAUCCUGAUUUUCCUACGGUGCCGCAGCUCUUCUAUUAUGUCAAUAGUAGCCCCAAUUCACAGUUUGGACUUCCGAUGUGGAUUUUGAAUGCAGUAAUCUUGGCACAUGUAUUCGCCUUGUACCAUUGA
Messenger RNA from Porites evermanni, 762 nucleotides. NCBI's taxonomy places the organism in Eukaryota, Metazoa, Cnidaria, Anthozoa, Scleractinia, Poritidae. The record is from the annotation of a GenBank genome assembly.